UGACGUCCUAAACAGAAGACGUCACUCGCCUGCGACCGCUCGUGUUGUGCGUGGUGGCAUCGUGAUGGAGGUGUGCGAGUCUUCAGGUGUUUCUCUCAGAGAGUUUGGCUGCGAGCAGAGUUUACUGUCCCGACCGGACGGAUCGGCGUCCUUCACACAAGGAGACACAAGUGUGUUGGCCGGAGUUUACGGACCGGCCGAGGUCAAAGUCAGCAAGGAAAUCUAUGACCGGGCAACACUGGAGGUGUUGAUACAGCCCAAAGUGGGUUUGCCAAGUGUGCGUGAGCGAUCACAAGAGCAGUGUGUGCGAGAGACCUGCGAGGCAUCUCUGCUCUUGUCACUCCAUCCUCGCUCCUCCCUCACGCUCGUUCUUCAGGUGAUACACGAUGACGGCUCACUCUUGUCCUGCUUUUUGAACGCUGCCUGUAUGGCUCUCAUGGAUGCAGGCCUGCCAAUGAGUUGCCUGUUCUGUGGAGUGACCUGUGCCAUCGACACAGACGGUCAAAUCAUCACAGACCCCAGUGCAGCUCAGGAGAAGGAAAGUCGAGCUUUGAUGACUUUUGCUAUCGACAGUAAAGAACGCAAAGUCAUGAUGUCCUCGACCAAAGGGUCGUUUUCAGUUCACGAGCUGCAGCAGUGUAUAGCAGUCAGUCAGAAAGCAUCAGAGAAGAUCUUCCAGUUCUACAGAGACUCUGUCCGGCGGCGAUACUCCAAAACCCUCUGAAGAAGAAGCUGUUUUUUUUAUUAGCCUUUUUUUAAAGUACUGAUGUUGUAAUAAAAUAUUAAGCAAACACGUUGGGCUACAUUUGCUUCGGUUCGUUUGUAGUCAGCUGUGCUGCGGGUUAAGUGAGUGAGCAGGACAUUUGUAACAUUUCUACAAAAUAAAAAGACAAAUGUCAAACAAGUGCA
Molecule: messenger RNA, 909 nt
Organism: Larimichthys crocea (large yellow croaker)
Lineage: Eukaryota; Metazoa; Chordata; Actinopteri; Sciaenidae
Gene: exosc5
Product: exosome component 5
Exons: 6
Coding region: 65-724 (219 amino acids)
Biological process (GO): poly(A)-dependent snoRNA 3'-end processing; nuclear mRNA surveillance; rRNA catabolic process
Cellular component (GO): cytoplasmic exosome (RNase complex); nuclear exosome (RNase complex); nucleolus
Molecular function (GO): RNA binding
Source: RefSeq, a predicted model, not a curated record